AUGAAAAACAACAACAGCAUCAGUUUGUUACGACCACCAACACCACCUUUUGCUACAAAAGGCCUUCUCCUCUUGACUCUUGUGGUAUUCAUUCUCUUCGUCGUCGAGUUUGAAUUCAUUCAAAGUGUUCAUUCUUUAACGUCUUCUACAGUUUCUGCUCCUUCUCCACGCAAUCACACAAAACAAGCUUCUUCUUUCUCUCAACAACAAUCAUCCAAUCCUCUCGAACAAGAUUUACAGCAACAACAUCUUCAUGAACGAUAUAUGCAAACAUUUUGGAUUCAUCGAGAACAUUACAAGUUUAAUUCGGCAGUCUUGUUUGAGAAUGUCACUUGGUGGUUGUUGGCAGUGAUGGGAAUGGUGUAUGUGGUGAUGGAGGGACCAAAGAUGUUUCAAAAGGGUGGAAAGCAGCAAUUGAAGGAAAAGACUCAUUGA
Molecule: messenger RNA, 435 nt
Organism: Naegleria fowleri
Lineage: Eukaryota; Heterolobosea; Eutetramitea; Acrasida; Naegleriidae
Exons: 1
Coding region: 1-435 (144 amino acids)
Source: RefSeq, a predicted model, not a curated record